ACUUAUCUCCUGGGAAUCAUCAUUUCAAUAUGUGGGAACUUCCUCAUCAGCAUUUCUCUGAAUAUACAGAAAUACGCCCACAUGCGCCAGUCCCAGCUCGGCGACUCCAGGCCCUACUACACCUCAGUGCUGUGGUGGAGUGGCGUGGGUCUGAUGGGACUCGGGGAGCUGGGGAACUUCGCAGCCUACGGCUUCGCCCCGGCCUCCCUCAUCGCACCACUGGGCUGUGUUUCAGUCAUAGCGAGUGCGGUCAUCUCUGUGGUGUUCCUUAAAGAGACGCUACGAGCCACUGAUAUUGUUGGUGGCGCACUAGCAGUGGUGGGAACCUAUCUCCUGGUCACCUUUGCCCCCCACACCUCCACCCACAUCACCGCCCACCUGGUCCAGAGAUACGCUGUCAGCUGGCAGUUCCUGAUUUACCUGUUUCUAGAGGUCAUAGUGUUUUCUAUCCUGCUCUAUUUGUACAAGAUGAGGAAUAUCAAGCACAUAACCAUAGUGAUGCUGCUGGUGGCUCUGCUGGCCUCCCUGACGGUGAUCUCGGUCAAAGCUGUGUCUGGGAUGAUCACGGAGUCCCUAAAGGGAGAUCUCCAGCUCACCUACCCCAUCUUCUACGUCAUGGUGGUGGUCAUGGUGGCCUCCUGUGCCUUCCAGAUAAAGUUCCUUAAUCAAGCCAUGAAGAUGUUUGACGCCACGGAGGUCGUCCCCAUCAACUUUGUGUUCUUCACUGCCAGUGCCAUUACAGCAGGAAUAGUAUUUUACCAGGAAUUCCAGGGCUUGGCUUUGCUCAAUAUUUUAAUGUUUCUCUUUGGGUGGAGAAAAUGUAAGGACAAGGUCCAGCCGGAGGCUAAAAGCAACGCGUACGGAUCUCUGGCAGCUAAACUCAUGUGUAACAAACCUGGCCCACAGGACGACUCCUAAUAUCAGCCACACCUGUCUGUCUGUGUACAGAGACUACCUGUGUCAACACUACACAUCUCUCUCAUGGGUUGCCAGACUGACUGACUACAGGGACAAAGUGAGAGCACUGUCUCCAUUAGCAAAAAAUUCCCCAGAUUUUCCAGAAAUCUGUGUAUCUUCUAACUCGAUCCUGAUUCCAGGAGACUUGCCAGAAGCAGGAUUUCUGGGAAAAACCUGGAUAUCUUUGGGAAAGUUACAAUUGUCAGGGAAUUGAACUCUGUUGGUACAGAUACUGAGGAGACGUCUCAGGAUCGAACCCAAAUGCACUACAGACACAAAUAAAACGUAAUUUAAUUCUCAAGGAGGUGGCUGUCUGGAGGAACCACCUGAUAUUCUCUGUUAAUACGAAAGCAACUGUGUGGAUCGAGUUUCUGAUGAGAUGGUUUCAAUCAUUGAUUUGUUAAUAAACUGGAAUGUGAUAUUUAAAGUGUUUCUCGAGCUCCUGGCUGGUAAAGAGGUGCACCAGCGCCCUCUACUGGUCGUAACAAGAAUGACUAUUUAAAUGUGAAGUGUUUUUUUUUUAAACGUCAGACGUUCUUUGUUUAAGCUAAUAAAUACUGACCAGGCUUCGGGAAGGAUGGCCUCAGGACUACA
Oncorhynchus gorbuscha (pink salmon) is the source of this 1551-nucleotide messenger RNA. Its product is annotated as NIPA-like protein 2. NCBI's taxonomy places the organism in Eukaryota, Metazoa, Chordata, Actinopteri, Salmoniformes, Salmonidae. Gene Ontology annotation, molecular function: magnesium ion transmembrane transporter activity. The transcript is spliced from 9 exons. The annotation marks the transcript as partial. Gene Ontology annotation, cellular component: membrane. Gene Ontology annotation, biological process: magnesium ion transport. The record is from RefSeq and is a predicted model, not a curated record.